Molecule: messenger RNA, 1874 nt
Organism: Eupeodes corollae
Lineage: Eukaryota; Metazoa; Arthropoda; Insecta; Diptera; Syrphidae
Gene: dgt3
Product: augmin complex subunit dgt3
Exons: 10
Coding region: 99-1829 (576 amino acids)
Source: RefSeq, a predicted model, not a curated record
UUUGUCCCGUACAUUUGUAUAUAUUUUUAAAUUCUUGGUGUUUUUAAUGUUUUUAAUUUAUUUAUUUUUUGAAAUUUGAUUACAAUUUAUUUUGAAACAUGGGUGAUCUUAUAAAGAAUUUUGAGAUCUUCAAAAAACUUGGAUUCGAUUCAACAAACCAAUGGAUGUUCUACGAUGAGCGAUUCCAGGCAUUCUUUUCACAUUUUGCUGAAAACAUCACAGAUGAAAAUAUUCUAACUGAACAUGAACUCCUUGAACAUAAUGAAAUGCAACAGAGGAAUGAAAUUCUACCCCCGCACGAACGAAAAGCUCAAAUCGAUCACUUGCAAGAGGAGUAUCCCGGAUUGAUGCAAUACAAGGAUUCAUGCAUUGACAAAGUCACAAAUGAAAUUGAAGCUCUUGAAGAAACUGAAGCGUUGUACUCUGAUAUGAUUUUUGCCAUGGGGAAUACCAAGUCGAAUGUUAGUUCGGAAGUUACAGAGCUUGAAAGCAACAUAAACAAUAUGAUGAGUAAUGAGAAAGCAUUGCAUACAGAACUAUUGGAGUUGUGCGAAGAACUCCAGGAGUUACAAAAAGAAACACGCGCCCUCUGUGAUGAGUCAAAAUCAUGUUAUAAGAAAAUGCAAACUCCUCCACUUUUUAUCCACCAACUGCCUCUGGAUAAAUAUUUCAUCAAAUGUGAUUCAUUUUUGCAAUAUCUUAAUUUGUAUAUAAAAGAAAACUUUAAAAUUCAGGAUUUUGUUGAGCUGGAAGAGGAUCAUCAAGAAAUUCAAGAAAUAACUUCUCAGUUAGAAAAUAUUCGUAAACUCAAUUUGAACUUUAUGGAGAAAUUUAUCAAAGACAAAGCUAAGUCAAGGGCCACCCAAUCGAUGAUUGAUAAUCUCGAUAUCAGUAAAAUGCACAUUGUCAGUAUUUCGGAUAUGAAAAAAGAAACACGAGAGUUAGAAAUGAUAAACAAUCAUCAUUUCAAUAGCACCUACAAAACAAUUAUCAAUGAUUUACAAAUGCAUUUGGAGCAACGUGCCCAACAACAGAUGGAACUUAUUUUGUAUGAAAACACCAAGGAGAAACUAAAUCGAGCUUAUAGGAGGCUUGAAAAUGUAAAAGUCCUCACGAAAACAGUAUCUGAUGCUCUGACAAAUGCCGAACUCAUUUGGAUAACCACUCAAUUGGAUUUGGAAAAAAUACGAAAUCGAUUCGAUAAUUCCGAUGAAUUGAAUAUGCAAGCUCAGUUGUGUUUGAAACGCAUCGAGGCAAUGAAAAGUCUGCAAAAACUUCCCUCCAAUACAAUGAGCGAAAUUGUUUUCACUAAAAUCGCAGAGAUUCUAUCGAAACAUUCAACAGUUAAGGUGCGUAACGAACCGAAGGCGUGUUUGUAUGAAUAUGAGAAGUUUGGGAGACUUUUGAAGUAUGCUCUAAAUGCAUUGUUAAAUAAGAAGCCUUAUACAUCUGUUUUGGAACUUACCAAUGAAUUAACUCGCAUUGAAAACAUCUUAAAGCCAUAUGUCUAUGAUAGUCCUGUCAAACUGCCCAUGUUCGAACAAAUCAACUUACUCAAACCAAUUUUCAAUGCAAAAAUGAAUAAAAAUCAUUUUGAAAUGGAUUUCCGGCAUUUGCGAUCUCAAUUCCAGGAAAAUAUUCAUGAAAAAAUGAACAAUGAUAUCUUGUGGCAUAAUGGUCAGUUGCUUUGGAUUUGGUUCCUUACCGAACCGAAAAAGCUACUAGACGCAGUUGCUGAAAUUCGAAAGGCUGCUUCAAAAGUACCAGUAAUGACGGGAGUUAAGUCACUUGGUGGUAUUAAAAGGAAAGGAGAUUCAAGUAUACCUUGAGGUUCGUGUUUUUAUUUAUUAUUUUUGUUGGAAUAAAAGUUAAGU